AUGAGCCUCAACGACAACAGCAAACCUGCACGAGGUGUUGCCACCAUACGGCUCAGCUACGAACAGCUGCGGGACACAUUGAAACACUUCGAGUACUUCCGACAUUGGACGGAAGAUCAGAUUCGUGAGUGUAGCAUCCUGGCACGUGUUGUACAGUACGCACCCCACCAGACGAUUCCGCUCGAUCUACAGUUACCCUUUGCCUACCUGGUGCUAAGCGGACAGUGUAUGAUCAUGCAGUGCUUAGAGCUCAGGACUCAGCCGUCUUCAAACCGUGCCGAGUUCCGGCUUGCAUCACCAGAAGAAGAGAUAGCGUCACCUCAUCCAUCCUGCCCAGAUACAUUAGAUCCCGAGUCGCAACUUGAACACAUCCACAAUCUACACGAUACGUUUAGCUCUGGGAAGAUUGUCGAGCCGGACGACAGCACGCUUGAAUACGAUCCCGAUAAAGCAAUCUGUUUUCUGAAGGAAGGACCAGUUGUACAUCGCUUUCUGGAUGUUGGUACGCUGCGGUGUGGUGCAGUAUUUGGUUUGGGCGAACGUCACCAUCACCGGACGAUUGUGGCACGCACAAGAACACAAUGUCUACUCAUACCACGGUGUUGGCUGUUUCUGAAGCCGCAAAAUAUCGGUAACACGUGGCAGAGGCUAUGCAUGUACCUGGACUGGACCGUACCUGGGCGCGAUGAGCUGUUUCGAGGCUUUCUGCGCGACAAAGCCUGGUUGGAAUAUCGGCGGUGGUUGAUUGGCGAGAUGACAAAACGGCCCAGUGGACAGCAGCAUCCACCGUCGGGCUUUGGGUCCAUCUCCAAAUCCCUGCGCGUUGUCGGCGUUGUGCCGAAACCUUUUGUUCGCCGAACGGGGCAGAAGAAAACAACAACGACGACCACCAACCAAAACCUCCGAACGGGUCCGCCAGGACGAAGAAACCCACGCUGGCCCGCCGCAGGUUGUAGCGGCCUGGUGGGGGAAGAUGACUAUAUUUAA
This is a messenger RNA of Anopheles stephensi (Asian malaria mosquito), 987 nucleotides long. RefSeq lists its product as uncharacterized. Bases 1 to 987 code for a protein of 328 amino acids. The transcript has 4 exons. Lineage: Eukaryota; Metazoa; Arthropoda; Insecta; Diptera; Culicidae. The record is from RefSeq and is a predicted model, not a curated record.